GUCAUUUGGGUGUGCAUAUUGUGCCGUAAAAAACAGGAGUUACUCUCCAAGACAGGCCAAUGGAUCAAUAAGGCCACCAUACAACAGGAUGGCUUUAUACGUCGCAAUGAACCGGAUGGCAGCAGUGAUAUUUCCCAACAGGCUGUGGUUGAUCCUCACGAUACGCUCGAUAAACGACCAAAACUGGAGCGUACCCGUAGCGCUGCCGAAAAGGAAAAUCUACCCUUGCAACGUUCGGGUAGCAUGCUGAAACGACAAUAUUCACAACAGGAACAAACAACGAAUCAAAGGGAUAUGAUGGGACCCCAAAUGGGCAUGGAUAUUAUGAGUCCGGGCCAAAGGCAGCGUAUGCAACCGAUGACACCACAGCAAAUGCAACAACAACAGCAGCAGCAACAACAAAUGUCACAACAGGGCCAAUAUAGAGGACAACAAAGUCAUUAUGGUGGAACGGGUGCUAGCAGUGGUCAUCAUCAAAAGGAAGAGGAUCCGAGAUUAUAUCAGCAACAACAACAACAUCAUCCAACGCAUCCUCACCACUAUGGUGGUGUUGGCGGAUCAUCACAACUCUCUGCCGCUGGUCAACAUGCUCAUCAAAUGCCAACACCGGCCACAUCCGGUGCCAUUUCCUCCUCUAACGCCGCCGCCCUUGCCUCCGUCUCGACCUCUGCAACAUCCUCUCAGGGUUAUCAAAAGCCUCCGCCAAUACAACGUAAUCUAACCAUAAGCGGUGGACAUGCCAUGGAUCCAUCGACAUACAAUGCUCGCCGUCACCUAAACGUUAGUCAGUAUGCCACACAGCAGCAGCGAAGUUUUAGCAGCUAUGAAGAUGAAAUUCAACAGCAACAACAACACUCGCAAUAUACAACAACAGCAGCAUCUGCAGGAAUGCAUUCAACAACAGCGGGUGGUCUAUCAUCCUAUGACUUGGAAGCCACUUUGCGUGAUGAUCUGGCCUGGCGGCAACAAAGAAGUCUCAAUGAACGCGAUCUGUUAAGUGUCAGCAGUUCGUAUGGCCCUGACUAUCGUUUGACGAGCAGCAAUCGUUUGUAUUCGUCGGCAGAUCGAGAUCGUUACGAAUUGCAUCGUGAAAGACUGGAAAAAUAUCCUUUAACGCGCACGGCACGUUUAGACGUCCAACAACGGAACACAUUUAAUCGCACAAAUCACGAUCGGUCGUCGACAGCAGCGGCGGCGGCGGCCUCUUCGCUUUACGGUCCCCUGGGACCCAGUAGUAAAAUACGAGAUAUCGGCUCAGACAUACUGUAUGGGGGAGUGAGCGCCAGGCGAGCACCACCCUUGGCUGCGGCGGCCCAACGUAGUAGCGCCGCCAGCAGCUAUUUGCACAAACAACAACAACAACACCCACAAAUUGUGAUCGGCGAUACGCCAUUAAGCGCUAAGACAUCGGCCACAUCCUCAGCAUCACUGUAUGAACGUUAUAUGGGUAGUAGUAGUGGAACCAGUGGUGUUGGCGGCACAGCCAUGACAUCUUCUUUAAGCACAACUGAUGGGGCCACACGUAGUUUAAGUCGCGAUCGUAGUCUAGUCGAUAGCUAUUGGGAUGAAUCUGCAGCUACGCCAAGCUCUGUAUUGUCGUCGAAUAAAGCUCAGGACUCCCGACGCUUUACAGAGCGUAGAAUAAAGAAGACGGUACGCUUCGAUUCGCAUGACAUUGACAAUACGGCAUCGGGCGCCGACACGGGACUGCAUGUCGGCAGCACCUCUUUGCCACCGGUGACCACAAUACUACCCUCAACGGCGGUUGAGGUGGGUGCGGCCACCAUUUUGACCAGUGCUAAAUUGCACAAUGCCCAACACUCCAUGUCUUCUUCUGCUUCCUCUGCUACAAACACUGCCACAAAUCUGCUAAACGAUACAACAACAGCAGCAUCAGCUUCCACAAAUGCCAAUCACUGGUCCCGCUGGGACAACGAGCGACAAGGUAGUCAGGAUUCGGCCACAAAAGAUUCGGGCAUCGAUACCAGCAGUACCUUUACCAGCAGUGAAGAUUCGAAUCGUGGUGAUGGUCCUAAGACUCAACAUCGAUACGAUUGGAGUCAGGCACUUCUAAAGCAAAACCAGAAUUACAAAAUAUGCUCAAAUACUGAAAAUUAA
Musca vetustissima is the source of this 2118-nucleotide messenger RNA. RefSeq names its product rab-3-interacting molecule unc-10-like. Lineage: Eukaryota; Metazoa; Arthropoda; Insecta; Diptera; Muscidae. Gene Ontology annotation, cellular component: cytoskeleton of presynaptic active zone; presynaptic membrane. The record is from RefSeq and is a predicted model, not a curated record. The annotation marks the transcript as partial. Gene Ontology annotation, biological process: regulation of membrane potential; regulation of synaptic plasticity; calcium ion-regulated exocytosis of neurotransmitter. Gene Ontology annotation, molecular function: transmembrane transporter binding; small GTPase binding. The transcript has 5 exons.